CGCUGCCCCUCUCCCCUCCCCGCCCCGCGGCCGCGCCUCGGGCUCCAGGUGGACGGGAGCGGGGGACCCCAGGUGUAUGCUGGCUGGCGGGCCUCUGGGCGUCCCCGGCCCCGCGCCCACUUUGUUUUCCAGGUGCUGGGACUAGAGAGGCGCCCGAAGCCGUUCGCUUCUCCGCUCGCUCCGCUCCAGGGGCCGCCCGGCCGCCCUCGGCCUGUCGGUGUCUCUCUGGGCCCCGGACCGCGGCGGCCGAGCCGAGCGAGCCUCCCCCGCCAGCCUGGCCCGGGGAGGGUCCGGGAGGGCCGAGCGGGCUAGUUGACGCCCUGGUGAGACCGUUGCCCACAGCGCCUCGGGCCGGCCUGACAGCGCUGCGGCUGCCACUGCGUCGUCUCCGAAUCGGGGAGUUGCCUCAGUUCCAAGACUGGCUGGAGAAAACAGAUAUUAAAAUUACUGUUGUCUGGAAGGUGAAGGAAAUUCAAAGUGAUUUAGGCCUUUUCAAGUGUUAGAAGUAACCCCUGCAGCGUGUCCUUUUGGUACCCUUCAAAUUUGAGCGGUCAUCGUGCUACGGCACGUUUCAAUUAAUCGUUCAAACUAAAGUUUUCUCUUUGAGUAGCAUUACUUUGGCAUGAAUUUUAAAGGCAAAGUGAGAGAUUUUCUUGUUUGGAAGCCUACAUAACUUUGACAUCUAAGAGCUCAAGAUUUACUGAUGAAACAGAGAUUUUGAAGAUGUCAGAAAGUCAUUCAGGUCAAGCAUGCACUGGAGCAGGAAAUGAGGUGGACUCUCCUACUGUCGAUUUCAAGUACUCCAGCUUCAGAGAUUUUUGUUCCACAUCUUCAUUUCAAGAUAGUGGCUACAAAGAGUUGUUAAAAUCUUGCAGCUUUGAUAAUACAGAUAAAGAAUUUUUUGGAAAGACAGAAAAAGGCCCAACAUUAAACUAUGAACAUCCAGAAACUUCAAAUCUGGGCUUAACACAUCCUUUAGAGUCUCCCACUCAAAAAAAGAGAUUUGUCUUCCCUAGGAAGGAAAAGAAUAAAACCCCAGAACUUUGUGAAACUCCUAAAGUCAGUGGGAAAAAAUUUUUACUGCGCAGAAGGCUGGACAUAUCUUUCUCUCUUCUAAAGGGGGACUUUGAAUCACAAAAUAGUUCUCUAGAAAGUAGUUCAAGCCAAGUUCUCAACUUAGGAAAAAAUAUUCCAAGCAGUGCUUUGGGUUUUCCAGGGCAAAAUAAUUUUAGUCCUUUAGUUACUAGCGCUUUGAAAACAGAAGAAGCAACUUCCAGCAGUCAAAAAUUGAGACUAAAUUUUUCUCAACAGAAGACUUCCACAGUUGAUGAUUCCAAAGAUGCUUGUAGCCUAUUUGAAGUUGAAUGUAUAUCUCCAAUUCAGGGCAAUGAUUUUAAAGACUCUAUCACACGUGACUUUAGUGAUAGCAGUCUAUGGUUUAACGAUGAGAAUACAUAUCCCGAACUUCGGGGCUCCUCUGUUAGUGGAACAACUUGUGGAACAGAUGAGGACAUAUUUGUGACUCCAGUAAGUAAUCUUGUAGCUAACAUUAAAUUUAAUGCAAGUCAAUGGCUUUCUCCUUCAACUGAAGUGAGAGGCAAUAUUUCAACACCUGAAGACAGUGGUUUUAAUUCACUUUGCUUGGAUAAAUCAGAAGAUUUGCUCUCUGACAAGGAGAGUUCUUUUCAAGAACUACAUAAGGGAACUCUCAAAGUGAGGGACACCAUAAAAAAGUCAAGGCGUCUUGGAAGGUUGAGAAGACUGUCUACCCUUCGGGAGCAAGGCUCACAAUCUGAGACAGAAGAGGAGAAGGAGAUCAUCCAUUCUGACUCUGAAGCAACACCAGCAGCUGCUUCAGACAUCUCAGAGAGCCAGCCAAGCAGUGACAAUAAGAAUGGGGAUUUGAUUUUAAGCUUUAAGAAUUUAUCAAAGACCCCAGCCUUGCAAUUAGUGCAUGAGCUCUUUAUGAAAAGCAAAAGGAAACGAUUCCAGCAAAAUGGCACACAUGAAUUCCUAGAAGAAAGAGAUGAGGGGAAAAUUGCUGUACUACAGUGUGUACUUGCAGGACUAAUUGGCAAGAAAAUGGGUAUAGAAAAACUGGACAUCUUAACAGAAUUAAAAUAUAGAAAUUUAAAGCAUAUUCUUGCUAUGGUUUUAGAUUCCUUGACUACAGAAAGCCUAUGCAGUGUUUGGAAAGUGAGCAGAAAUUGGCGUGAAAUUGUUGUUCAAGAUAAAAAAGCAAAUCGGAGGAGGAAAAUUUAUAUCACAAAACUGAAAACAUAUUCUGAGGGGGCUAUAUUAAAUGUUGAAGAUGCUGCCACUCGGCUCCGUCUUUUAAAUCGAUCAGCUCUAAGAUCUGUACAAGCUCAGGCUAGGACACCAGGUUCUCAGAAAGAACAAGUUUCAACGUUUUCUCCUUGGGGAGAAGUUUUGACACCUAUAGCAAGCUCUUCUGUUUCUCAUUUAAGUAGUAAACAGGAAGAAUAUGUUAAGGUUGCCAAAACACUUUUUAUUGAUGAAGCAUUAAAACCUUGCCCAAGGUGCCAGUCCCCUGCUAAGUACCAGCCAUAUAAGAAAAGGGGACUGUGUAGCCGCACUGCCUGUGGCUUUGACUUUUGUGUGUUAUGUUUGUGUGCUUACCAUGGGUCUGAAGAGUGUAGUAGAGGAACAGCAAAGCCAAGAAAUAGAAAAGAUGCUCUUCCAGGAAGUGCCCAGAGUAAGCGGAAUUUAAAACGCCUCUAAAGAGACUUUAAAUAUAAAAGAAGCAUUCCCCCUAAGCAAUGUUUUUCUGAUUUAAAAUUAUGAAUAUUUUGAAAGCAUGCAAAUUUUCCCAUUAAUGACAGAUGAUGAUUUAUUUCCUAUUUUGUAUAUAUUGUAAUCCAUGUCAUUUUAUGUUUUCUUUAAAGUGGUGAGUUUUGAGAAAAUUUUAUUUUACUGUGUCACUUUUAUCCAUUUUAAUAACUGUGUUUUAAAUAAAGAAUUUUCCAUGUUAUCAUAUAUAUGUA
Diceros bicornis minor is the source of this 3005-nucleotide messenger RNA. It is a transcript of the gene FBXO43, whose product is annotated as F-box protein 43. The record is from RefSeq and is a predicted model, not a curated record. Gene Ontology annotation, cellular component: nucleus. Bases 724 to 2742 code for a protein of 672 amino acids. The transcript has 5 exons. Gene Ontology annotation, molecular function: zinc ion binding; protein binding. Gene Ontology annotation, biological process: regulation of mitotic nuclear division; negative regulation of meiotic nuclear division. NCBI's taxonomy places the organism in Eukaryota, Metazoa, Chordata, Mammalia, Perissodactyla, Rhinocerotidae.